Ruditapes philippinarum (Manila clam) is the source of this 1105-nucleotide messenger RNA. Its product is annotated as thrombospondin-1-like. Lineage: Eukaryota; Metazoa; Mollusca; Bivalvia; Venerida; Veneridae. The transcript is spliced from 5 exons. Bases 41 to 988 code for a protein of 315 amino acids. The record is from RefSeq and is a predicted model, not a curated record.
GAAUACAUUGUGAUCAAGAUGUGAUUUUUGAAUUGUUAAAAUGGUUUUGAGAAUGAUGAAAUGCGAGUUUAUUUUAUUGCUUGUUCUUGAAACAGUUAUUGCUGUUACAGUAAAAAAUGUGAAAAUUAACAAUUUUGAAUUAGAGUAUUUUGUGACCUACGAAAAUUGGUGUAAAUCUGAUAAAGACAGAUUUCAGUUUAUAGUAGGUAUAACUAUCGAACAAUGUGUGGCAGAGUGCAGUGCACGGGACCACUGCAAUUCUCUUAUCUAUAGAAAUCAAAUCAACGGAUGUGAGCUUUUCCUUACUUCAGAAACGGAUCAGUCAAACCCCGGCGAGUGUGUUUAUGUUAGAAAAGACAACAUCAACGUGACGAAGAGUCCUUGUCAAGAAGGUUGUGACAACGGGAAGGUCUGUGAAUCAGCAAGUUCCAUAAAGGGAAUGUGUAACAUAAAAGAGUGUAUCAACACCAAAGCCCCGAAAAAUGGUACAGUUCUUGGGAAUCAAAGGGGAGUUGGUGACAAGAUUCGUUACAUGUGUAAUCCCGGAUACGAACCAAAGAACGACGGCCAAGAACCUGUAGCUGUAUGUCUUCACAGCGGACAAUGGAGCCAUGUGACAGAAUGUGUAAAAACUAACUAUACUUGGGCGGAUUCAUGGUCACCAUGGAGCACAUGCAGUUUAAGUUGUGAGUCCGGACAAAAAUCAAGAACGAGGGAGUGCUCUCUUCGCAUAGAAGGCAACGGUACAUCUAAUUGUGAUAAAGGGGAUGUUGAUGUUGAUACUAUUACUUGUAAUAACCAAUCCUGUCCUACACCGACGCAUGGGAAGAGUUGUUCAAGUAAUACAGACUGUAUAGAAACAGAAGGUGUGUGCAUAGAAGAAAUAUGUUUCUGUCACCAUCUAUUUGAAUACAACAACACAGUUAAUAACUGUACAAAAGGUAAUGAAUACAUGUAUAUGAUUAAAGUUACCAUAGUACUACAAUAGACAUAUUGUAUAAGUUUAAAUGCAUAUCGUAUUGCUUCAGAUACCAGUAUGCAAAAUAAAAAAAAGCAUAACACAACUUUUAACUUUUAAGCAACACUUUACAAUAUUAGGUUAAGC